AUGCCCGCAAAACGCAAACCGCCAACCCAAAAACCCUCCUCCUCAACAACAGACGUCCCCCGCCCCCGCGCCUCCAAACUCGCAAAAGAACACAAUAUCUCCGCCCACGAAGAGCGCGAGAUCCGCGAAGCCUUUUCCCUAUUUGCCGAACCCCUCAAAGGCUACUCCAAAGAAGGCGUCAUCCCCACAUCAGAUGUCCGCUCCUGCCUCGUCGCCCUCGGCAUCCCGCCCUCCUCCCGCGACGAGCAGGCCGAGUUCGUCGAGAUCUUGGACCCCGAGGGCGAAGGCUUCGUCGCCUACGAGCCGUUCUUCGCCGUGUGUGCGUUGAAGUAUCAUCAGAGGGAAGAACGGGGCGGAGGGGAGGCGAGGAGGAGGGAGGUGGAGGAGGCGUUUGGGCUUUUCACGGGGGCCGGGGCUGGCGGAGGUUCUUCGGCGUCGGGUUCUGCUGGCCCACGGGAUGUCAUAACGAUUGCGGAUCUCAAGAGGGUUGCUGCCGUGCUUAGGGAGGACGUCAAGGACGAGGUGCUGCGGGAUAUGAUCCUCGAGGCCAACGGCGGCGCGGGCGUAGGCAGGGGAGUGAGGAGGGACGAGUUUGAGGAGGUUAUGCGGCGGGCUGGGGUUUGGCGAUGA
Messenger RNA from Colletotrichum paranaense, 630 nucleotides. RefSeq names its product calmodulin. Lineage: Eukaryota; Fungi; Ascomycota; Sordariomycetes; Glomerellales; Glomerellaceae. The record is from RefSeq and is a predicted model, not a curated record. The transcript is spliced from 2 exons. The coding region runs from base 1 to 630 and encodes 209 amino acids.